AUGGACGCAACAACUCCUACUUAUGAGUCGGGCAUACUGGCCUGGUUGACCGAAUGGGAUUCCAGGACACCGCCAUUAUUCCUAAUUGACGGUAGACAACUCGAAAAGCAAGCUUACGAUCAUCCGGUCCAAAUUGUAAAGCGCAUGAAGUCUGUGACUAGAGAUAUCACAUACCUAGUUCUAUUAUUGACUUCCUUCGGUUCUAUGCCACCUGAUGUAUAUUUGAUAGAGCGUGCAGUUCGCAGAGAUGGGAGAGUAUCGGUUCCGAUUUUUAAUCCUGCAUCUCCAUGGAACUGGCCAGCUUCGGAUAUGAAUGGUAUCAAAGUUCCUGCACUGAAACUGACACCUCGAAGCACUCUUGGCUCCAGAAAACAAUCCUAUUUAAGAUUGGAGAUGCUGUUUACCAUACCAGAAAGACAGCUUCGACGAUAUAAUACAGCAGUAUCAUUGAACAAGCAGCCUCGACUGACCAAGCAGAGCUUUUCGCAUGUCAUGGAAGCUCUUGCUUGGCUGGAAGUUUCCGGCACUAAGCCAGUCCGAGCCCCUCGAAUCCAACCAGACAGACCCGACUCUGCAUCAAAGUCGAGAGAGAUCCCGGAAGGUUCUAAGAAGCCAGCUGCGGCCAAAUUGCCUUUGGAGAUAAUCUCAGACGAGUCUGAGCUAGCUAUGCGACCAAUCCAAGGCCAUGGAGGCCAAUCAGUAACCAAGUCAUAUGAAGCUCCUAGAGAGUUUCAAGUAGCUGCACGUCCUUCUCUACUUGUUCGAUGCACAAAUAUGUCUCAAUUCAGCUCCCGGGAUCCACGAGCUGUUUUCCACUUUGAACUACUCAGUGCGAAUAUUGAUCUUGACGCACGCGCAGGAACAAGAGCAGGCUUAUCAUCUAACUCCCAAGAAGCAAUGAUAGCCAUGAUCCAAAAUACCACUUGGAACUGGUUUAUUCUUGGCUCACCCGAUCCGAACGCGAUCCUUGUCGUUCCUACAGAGGGUAGCUUGGAGCUUAUGACCGAUCAACAAUCUGAAGACAUUCGGAAUAAAAUCGCAAAAGGGGUCAGCUUACAGUCUGUUGUUGCCCAAGCCAAUGAGGCAGUACUGAUGGCUGGAAUGGAACCAAUGUUUGUAGCUGGAAGGAUGUCGUGGUUUUUGAGGACAGGUGCUGUGGCCAUUUACAUAUGCCAGAGCGUAGCAGCACAAUUGAUUGGGCAGAGGCAUCGAGAGAGCAUAACCACUUGCCCUUCCAUGGUAAUGGUUAUUGUAGGAGGUGUUGUACCAUUUUUGAUUUUACUUGAACAUUGA
Mollisia scopiformis is the source of this 1293-nucleotide messenger RNA. RefSeq lists its product as uncharacterized. The coding region runs from base 1 to 1293 and encodes 430 amino acids. The transcript has 3 exons. Lineage: Eukaryota; Fungi; Ascomycota; Leotiomycetes; Helotiales; Mollisiaceae. The record is from RefSeq and is a predicted model, not a curated record.